Molecule: messenger RNA, 610 nt
Organism: Armigeres subalbatus
Lineage: Eukaryota; Metazoa; Arthropoda; Insecta; Diptera; Culicidae
Product: S-phase kinase-associated protein 1-like
Exons: 1
Coding region: 66-557 (163 amino acids)
Biological process (GO): SCF-dependent proteasomal ubiquitin-dependent protein catabolic process
Cellular component (GO): nucleus; cytoplasm
Molecular function (GO): cullin family protein binding
Source: RefSeq, a predicted model, not a curated record
UAGCAUUUUAGCUGUAUCCUCUUAGUUGGUUAAACUCUUUCACUUACUCAACAAACUUACUAAUCAUGAAACUGCAAUCCGCAGAUGGUGAAAUAUUCGAAGUAGAAACUCGCGUUGCAAAGUGUUCUAAAACCAUAAAAACCAUGAUGGAGGAUUUGGGCAUGGACGAGGACUACGCCGAAGUGGUUCCUCUGCCGAACGUGCACUCCUCCACGCUGCGGAGAGUUCUCGAGUGGGCCAACUUUCACAAGGACGACAAACCACCGCUGGAUGCACUGGAUUAUUCGAACGAGCCGUACAGACGCACCGACGACAUCUGCGAUUGGGACCGCGAGUUUCUCCGCGUCGAGCAGGCAGUGCUACUCGACCUGGUAUUGGCCGCCAACUAUUUGGACAUCGAAGACCUGUUGGAUGUGACCUGUAAAACGGUCGCCAACAUGAUCAAGGGAAGGACACCCGAUCAGAUAAGGGAAACGUUCGAAAUUGAAAACGAUCUGACACCGGAAGAGGAGGACCAGCUGCGGACGGAGAACGAAUGGUGUGAAGAGAAGUACUGACGGUUGUUAAUUCUGAAGAAUAAAGGAAAACUGUUUUUCAAUUUUUACUUCAA